AAUUACCUCACCACAAGGUGGUAGCUUACGGUCCUUUGUUUGGGUUGUUAUUGAGAUUUCGUUUAUUUUAAAACGUUAAUUUUUAGGUUUAACAUUGAGGUUUGUGGUUUUAUUUUGCCAUUCAUUUAUAAUGGCUGUAAACUUAUUGAAAGUUACUGGCGGAUGGUGUGAAAAAGAUAAAGACAAGGAUGAUGAAUUAGCUAAAGAGCUUGAUAAAGUAAGUAUUCUGAAAGAUGAUGUUGAAGAACAAAAGAUUCCAGACACCUCUAAUAAUUCAGAGGAUAAAGAAGACACCAUUUCAAAAGCUGAAUUAUCGUUACUAUCAAAGAUUUCUAGAACCAGAUUAGUUACCACUAAAGCUGAUAUUGAAGUUCAGCAGAAGAAUCCAUAUUCGCCUCUACACUCAGUUAAAUCUUUUGAAGCACUAAAUUUGAAACCAAAUCUUUUAAAAGGCGUCUAUGAAAUGGGUUUCAAUGCACCUUCCAAAAUUCAAGAAACAGCUCUUCCAAUAUUGCUUGCUGACCCACCUCAAAACCUCAUUGCUCAAUCACAGUCAGGAACGGGCAAAACUGCUGCAUUUGUUCUUGCUAUGUUGUCAAGAAUCAAUCCUCAGUUGAACCAUCCUCAGGUGUUAUGCUUAUCUCCAACAUAUGAGUUAGCUGUUCAAACUGCUGAAGUAGCUACAAAAAUGGGUGUAUUUUGUGUUGAUACCCAUGUUAGGCUAGCUGUGAGAGAUGAAGUCUUGCCCAGAGGAACUAAAUUGAAAGAGCAUAUAAUCAUUGGAACACCAGGAAAAGUGCUUGACUGGUCUCUGAAGUAUAAAUUCUUUGAUUUAUCAAAGAUUAUUGUUUUUGUUUUGGACGAAGCCGAUGUUAUGAUUGCCACACAAGGUCAUCAAGACCAAAGUUUCAGAAUCAGGAGAGCAUUGGUUGAAGAAAAUUGCCAGAUUAUGCUCUUCUCUGCCACUUAUGAUGAUGAAGUUAUGGAGUUUGCUCAAGCAAUUGUUCCUAAUCCCACAAUUAUAAGACUUAAGAGAGAGGAGGAAUCACUCGAUAACAUAAAACAGCACUAUGUUUUAUGUGAGUCUGAGGAUGAUAAGUACAAUGCAAUAGCUAACAUAUAUGGUGGAAUCACUGUUGGACAAGCUAUGAUUUUCUGUCAGACAAGGCGUACCGCUGCAUGGCUUUGUGAAAAAAUGUCUAAAGACGGACAUGCUGUCGCAUUACUUUCUGGAGACCUAAGCGUAGAAAAUAGGAUGAAAGUUCUUGAUCGAUUCAGGGAAGGAAAGGAAAAAGUAUUGAUCACCACUAAUGUCUUGGCUAGAGGUAUUGAUGUGGAACAAGUGACAAUAGUUGUUAAUUUUGAUAUCCCAGUAGCAGAUAAAGGAAGGGCAGACUGUGAAACUUACCUUCACAGAAUUGGAAGGACUGGUCGAUUUGGUAAAAGAGGUCUUGCCAUCAACUUAGUGAGUAAAAAAGAGGCAGACAGCACGCUGAAGCAAAUCCAAGAUCAUUUUGGAAGGACUAUAUCACUUCUAGAUACAGAUGACUAUGAUGAAGUUGAAAAACUUAAUAGCUAGUGACUUUAUUUAGUUUUUAAUAUGGCACUAAUAUUUUCUCAAAGGUUUUCUUCUUUUAAAAAAAAUUUAUUGGCAUGUAUAAAUAAGUUUUUAAUUGUAAAUCUGUACUUCUUAUUUGUGAUCUGUAACUGAAAGAAAAGCAGUAGAUUUUUUAUUUUUACAUAAGUACAUGUUGUUCCUUAGAAUAUGAAUUGGACUAAGUAUUGUAAAUAUUUGUAAAAAAGCCAAAACAAAAAAUACCAAUUAACUUGGUAUAUAUAUCACACAAUGGGAAAUAAUGAUUAUUUUAAACAAGAUUUAAUAAUUUCUUAAUCAUUGGUUUAAAUUUUAAUUUCUUUAACUUAAUGAAUUAUUAGUUGACUAAUGUUUCAUUAAUUUUUUGUUAGUUCAUCCAUUUUUUUUAAGUUUCUGAUCAAAUGUGAUAUUCAAAAUCAAAUCAAUUAUGAGUAAUCAAUGUAUAAAGGAUAUACUAAUAAAAGUGAUUUUAUUGAUUA
Molecule: messenger RNA, 2073 nt
Organism: Nezara viridula (southern green stink bug)
Lineage: Eukaryota; Metazoa; Arthropoda; Insecta; Hemiptera; Pentatomidae
Source: the annotation of a GenBank genome assembly